CUUCAGUUUUAAAGGCGCGCUCGGUGAAAGCGGAUGCGAUCGCAAAUAUAGCAUUUCGAGACGUUCUGAGAACAACUAAACAAAAAGCCAAUUCAACUACAAUUUAGUAAUCAUAGCGAAUUUUAUUUUUAAAGAACGUGAAAGUCAAGUGCGCAGUUUGCAGCCGUGACUGAUCAUCAAACACCAAAAACGUUAAGUGCUGAGGUUUUUAUUUGAUAUGGACCGUAUUCAGUAUAUGGUUCAGUUACUGAACUGUUUAUAAAACAUGCGGUGUGAUAAGUGAAACAUAAAUUGCUAAUUAGCUCUGUUGGGAGCGUGAACAUUUGUAUAGCUACACUAGGUGUUAGUCAGAGUUACAUGUAUUCCUUAUAUAACAAUUCAAUUAAGAUUGGAAAAAUAGUUUGCUCAAGUUUUGUUUACUGUGCCAAAAUGUUUAAGAAAAAAUAAAUCUUUCAAGUGGAUAAUUUACAUUGUUCCAGGCAAUACAAGAGGAAAUAUCAGCAGUAAGACUGAGCGUUCCGGUUAAUUGAAGAAACACGAUUUAUUAAGGAUUUUCCCGUAUUGCUUGGUGGUAACAAUUAUCUAAAGUUAUAGUUGGUCUACCGAUAUUUAUCAAGCACGGAUAAAAAAAUAAAUAAUAAAUAUGGGGUUGGAUUUUAUUCAAGGAGGCAGUGCCGAUUACGAAAAUGCGCUUAUUCUAACCGGUUUCGGAAAAUUUCACUACUAUCUGCUGACAAUAUGUGGAUUAAUUUACGCAAAUACAGCGGUCGGCAUAACAAUUAUUUCUUUCGUCCUACCGUCGGCGACGUGUGAUUUUCAGAUGACUUCGGAAGAUAAAGGGUGGUUAACAGCUGCUCCGAUGUUAGGGAUGGUAAUCGGCUCAUAUUUUUGGGGCUGUUUAGCCGAUACAAAAGGAAGACGAGUUGUUUUAAUCGCCGCCUUGUUACUCGAUGGGAUCGCAGGUCUUUUAUCAUCACUAUCUCCAAUGUUUGGACUCUUCAUGAUGCUAAGAUUUAUUAACGGUUUUGCUAUUACAGGAGCAAUGGGAAUAUGUUUCCCAUAUUUAGGAGAAUUUCAACCCACCAAAUAUCGAGAAAAGGUUCUUUGCUGGAUGGAAAUGUUUUGGACGGCUGGAAUCAUUCUCCUGCCUCUCAUCGCUUGGGCGUUAAUACCACUGACGUUUCAGAUUAAAUAUGAAUGGACUAUUGACAACGAGAUAUUUAAGUGGGCAUUCAGUAGUUGGAAUUUAUUUGUUGCAAUAUGUUCCAUUCCCAGUCUCAUUCUUGGUUCAACUCUGUGUUUGUUUCCAGAAAGUCCUAAAUUUUUAAUUGAGUGCGGAGAAACCGAGUUAGCACUAGAAAUUCUGAAUGAGAUAUAUGAAAAAAAUUCCGGCCGCGAUCGAUCGGAAUACCCUAUAAAAAGCUUGAAAGGAAAUGAUAAAGUCAACAACAUAAUGGAAAUACAUAACCGAUCCAAACGAACAUUGAGUAUGAGAAAGCCAAAUCAUCUAAAAAUUUUAUUUAGUGAAAUUUGGGACCAAACAAAAGCGUUAUGUAAAUCUCCUCAUCUAAAAAACACUAUUCUAACGUGUAUUAUUCAAUUUGGAAUUACAAGUAGUUACUAUACAUUGAUGAUUUGGUUUCCGGAAUUAUUCGAUCGAUUUGAGCAUUAUGAAACUCGUUUUCCCGAUACAUCGGCCUCCGUAUGUGACGUAUCUUCAAUCGUGCUAGGUGACAUCAACGGCACGCUUGUGGAUGAUUUCUGUGGGGGAUCAAUAGACACUAGUGUUUUCUUGCAUACUGUUAUCAUUGGAAUAGCAUGCAUCCCCACAAGUUUCUGGCUGCCAAUAUGUGUCCAUCGCCUAGGCGCAAAGUUUUUCCUAGUUUCUAGUCUUCUGCUGGCAGGGGCUGUCACCGUUGGGCUUUUCUUUGUCGUAAACUCAAGACAAAAUUUGAUUUUGUCGUGCGCAUUUGAAGCACUUACUUCUAUGGCUAUUAGUACAGUGUAUUGCGUAAUGGUUGACUUAUUUCCAACUAAUUUGAGGGUUAUGGCUGCUGCUUUAUCGUUAACGUUUGGUCGUGGUGGAGCUUUAGUCGGUAAUCUACUUUUCGGGUAUCUCAUCGACCUAAACUGUAUCGUACCGAUUGUAACCUUUUCUGUGAUGCUCUUUGUUAGUGGCACACUAUGUUUAUUCUUACCGAACACUGGAAGCGAGGCUUUGGAAUAAAAAAGAGAACAAGCUUAGUCGAUUGUCUAAAUAGAGAAUUUGUAAAAAUAGUGCGAAAUUGUAUGGUUUCAUGUUAAGUUGGGUGUCAAAUUUAGUUAUUUUAAGGACAUAUUUCGUAUAGUUUCAGUGAGUGUAAAAUAAUAAAAUAAUACUAGUGAAUAAAAACAUUUAUUGGUAUUUA
Molecule: messenger RNA, 2408 nt
Organism: Topomyia yanbarensis
Lineage: Eukaryota; Metazoa; Arthropoda; Insecta; Diptera; Culicidae
Product: synaptic vesicle glycoprotein 2B-like
Exons: 12
Coding region: 644-2227 (527 amino acids)
Biological process (GO): transmembrane transport
Cellular component (GO): membrane
Molecular function (GO): transmembrane transporter activity
Source: RefSeq, a predicted model, not a curated record